This is a messenger RNA of Orussus abietinus, 6728 nucleotides long. Its product is annotated as sorting nexin-29. The record is from RefSeq and is a predicted model, not a curated record. NCBI's taxonomy places the organism in Eukaryota, Metazoa, Arthropoda, Insecta, Hymenoptera, Orussidae. The transcript is spliced from 13 exons. Gene Ontology annotation, molecular function: phosphatidylinositol binding. Bases 503 to 2548 code for a protein of 681 amino acids.
CGGUCUGUGGAGAAACGGGUCGGCUCAUAACCUCGCGGAAAAGAAAGAUCGAGGGCAAAGCAAAUCCGCCCCUCCACGGAGUUCUGAUUUCAUUCUGUUUCAUUCAGUGUUCGCAGCGGGAUAGUUUUCCUUCGGUCUUUUAUAGGCUGGCACUGCGCGCUUUUUUCUCACUGACAAGGAAAUUAGCUGAAACUUUCAUGUUGAGUUACGGAGCAACAAGAUUACAUCUUUCGCCGUUUCAAGACGAAUCGUCUAAGGUACCAUGUAUCCAGAGUGAGCACUGAAGAGAAAUAAAAGGAUCCGAUUGAUGGUGAUGAAUUGCAAGAUUUUCCUACUAAUUUCGCGCCAGUGUUUGUCAGUCUUUUGGGAGAUGCGUGGAAGAAUAAGCGGAUUUUAUUGAUGGUGAUAAACUGAAAAUCCUUCCCAAGUUACUCGUCAGCAGUCAUGGUUUGUUAAGGACGCACCUGCAGAAUUCUUUUUCUACCGAUUUACGUUUUUCCCAAUGGCUCUUCGAAUGUCUGCAGUAGUGCCAGGGACGCUUAACUUGAUAGAUAAUGACUCAUGUAAUCAUGCAACUGAUAGACAGAAAUUACAAGAAGAGCUCUUAGCAGCUGCUAAAAUGUGCCAUGUCAGAUUCGGGGGACGUGGGGAAUUGGCAACGGAAUCUGACGCAUGCGUCACACGACUCUGUUGUGUGUUUGAACUGAUUUUUAGUCAUGGUCUACGUGUUAAUCGCCUUGAGAAACUUAACUCUGCGUUAAGGCAUGUUUCUGACUUAGUCUCUGGUGGUAAGUCAGGGAGUGGACCCGAUAUAGCCUUUUGGCCUUGCAUACGCGAACAGCUUACAUGGCAUGAACAAGAGCGUUUCAGUAUUCUAAGAAAGGUUCAUACCGACUAUGGCCGUGGAAGAGCAUGGCUUAGAGCAGCUUUAAAUGAGCGAUCGCUAGAACGCCAUUUACACGCUAUUAUUGAUCCAGAAACUCUCUCACCCUUUUAUGAAGACUGGGCGUUUUUGCUUGAUCAAGAGAAGUCAUCUGUACUUCCAAAUGUAGCAGCAGGUCUUGGAACUAUUUUAUUUGCAAUUCGUAUUGACAAUGAGGACCUCGAUGACCGAUCAGACAUAACAGAAGUUAACAGAUGCAGCGUUUCACAAUCUGAGCCCAUCAUUUCUUCGGUACCAUCAGGUAUUCGGAAAUCGGAUCAUGAGAAACGCAGAAGAAAGGUCCCAACUCACAUAAUCUCGUUCGAUAAUGAAAAUGAAGAAGGAAAAUUCGAUGAUGCAACAGUAUCUGUAAGUGCACCUCCAACAUGCCUAAACUCUCCAACAACAAUGACAGUUAAAGAUUCCCCAACACCAUCCCCGAUGACUGCACAACCACAAAGUGAUACUACUGUUGUGGUCUUAGACGUGAGACCAGUUACUUGGGAGAGAAGUGAAUCUGUUGAAGAGGAAAGAGUUCUGACACCAUUAACAGACAUUGGUAACACCGGUGGCCUCGUUCCUGUAUCACCUCUAGACCAGACUCUCGAUGACAUUCUAGUUAACGGACCUACUUAUUUAGACGACACGGCAGAAAUUGCAGAGCCAGCAAUGGAAGCAACCGAACCUUUUUUAAACCUAGAUGUGAAUGUCGAUGCCGAAAAAUUAGACGUGGACGCAUUGAGAGUUCAAUUGUUAACUAUGACCGAAGUCCUGGAACAAGCCAGAGAGGAUGCCGUCACCAGUAGAUUACAGCUUGCCCGAUUUCAGAGGCAGCAUCAAAAUUACCUCGAACGUCAUGAACUACAAUUACAGGCUUUAAACAGAGAAAACGAGCUUCUAAGGCAACAGCUACGAAAAUACGUGACAGCGGUGCAAAUGCUGAAGAAAGAUUCAUCCUCUCAAGGAACGACCGAGGACGACCAGGCUUUGGACUAUCACAAUGAAUCUCAACAGUAUCAGGAGAAGUUGAUCCAGGUUGCAGAGAUGCACGCGGAACUAAUGGAAUUCAACUCUCGAUUGACCUUGCAGUUAACGACUAGAGAUAGGUUGGUCAAACUACUCCAGGAGGAACUGGAAUGUCUUCGGGGUCCACUGGGAGAAGAUGGAUUGUCUUCCGAGCCCCCAUGCUUCAUCCACAUAUGGAUUCCAUCAGCCUUCCUCACUGGCCAAGCUUCUGACAUUCAUCACGUCUAUCAAAUUUACAUACGCAUCAGAGACACGGAAUGGAACAUUUACCGGCGUUACGCGCAAUUCCGUACUCUCUAUAGAGAGUUGAAGAAGCACGACACGAUCGUCAGGGCGUUCGACUUUCCGCCGAAGAAGACGAUAGGAAACAAGGAUGCAAAAUUCGUGGAGGAACGGCGCCAGAAACUGCAACAAUGGCUGCGAAGAGUGGCCGGUCGUUUGGCGCAAUGUUCCCCUGCAUUUUCAUCGCGACCGAGCAAACAGACCCUGAUUACGCUGAUGCCUUUCUUUGGCGACCUGCCUAACGCCGAGGACUCGAGGAAGAAGAGCGACACGACGAGAAGUGCGUUCUCCUCUUCCCCACAAUACAUGGGUUUAUAAUUCUAAACACCCCGAUAGACAAUUUGUACAUAACGACGCAGUAUUUCUAUCCGAAUUGUAUAUACUUGUAAGGAAUGAGUAACGGUGUACACAAGUGGUGCCCGUGAUUAUACACGCGGCCGAGUGUCUUCACCGACGUGACCGUCGGACGUAUCUCUCGAAGUGCAUCUCGAACAAUGUUAAUGUACAUACAAAGUAUCAUUCCUACGAGCCUCGACAUGUAGAGAAAUUAACAAUUAAAGGCUGGCCUUUUAUCCAAGGAAUAACAGAAUUAUUUCCUAAGAUCAAUAAGGAAUUGUUAAUAUCGUUAAUUCGAGCUCGCGUCUCGUCUCGAUUCAACAUCUUAAACAAUUUAAUAAUCACCCUUAACUGAUAACGAUAAAAAUCCAUGGCAUUGAUAAGUACCGGACGCGCGAGUACGGGAGGAGGGGGGGAGAUGACAAAGAAUGUUUCGAGAUUUUAUUUAAGUAAGGCGACUUACUAAUGUAAAAAGGUACACUUUUCUUCACUUACACUGUAUGAUAAAAAUAAGAGUGCGCAUUGGUAAAUUCUACCGGAACCAGUACGUUCGUCGUAAUGCUGAUAAAUAACGUUAUGGAAGAAAAAGAAGAAGAAGAAGAAGGAAGAAAAAAGGAAAAGAGACAACAAUCAUACAGGCGAUUUCAAGACCCCUUUAAGCGGAUCGCAUAUGUUCGUUAUCCAUUUCGUUUCUCGUCCCCCCGCGAGAGGGCGAAGCGAAAACGCGCGUCGGAGGAAACCAAGAAAGAAAAGAAAAGAAAUAUUCCUUUUCUCUUUCCGCCGUUAUCUCUUACAGAUCGUCGCAUCGAACGUGCUCGACGGAGACGUACCCUUACUUAAUAACGCGGUCGGUUAUUAAAAAAUAAGAAUAUAUAUAUAUAUAUAUAAACAAAGAGAAAGGUUCCCUUUUCGCCGCAAUGUAUUCUCUUGUACAUAGGAUAUAUCGGCCGCGUAGUCGCGCAGGUGGAUAUAAAAGAAACUAUAAUACUUAUAUUACACCACGCGACCGGGAUCGCGCGAUAUUACUUCCCCCCUCUCUCUCCCUUUCUCUCUCUCUCUCUCCCCCUCGCCCUCUCCUUUCCAUUCCUUCGGAGUAUUUGAGUAUACAUAAAGGGUGAUCCUUACAAAGGUGGCUGCGAGUUCACGUCGCGUUUUUAGCCUAACUUAAAGAUAUAGUACAACUAUACAUCGUGUCGCAGCUUCGGUACGCUAGGAAAAGGAGGCAAGAGAUAUCGAAGAAAAGGAAACGAGGAAUCCAAAGCGCGGAAAGUAUAACGAAAGCGGUACACUACUUGGUUUCCUAGAUUGCGUCCUUCACCUUUCCUGCGCGAAGUGCGCGCGUGCGGACGUACUUUUAAAGAUAAAAUAGUAAAAGAAAAAAAGAACGAAGGAAGAAAAAGUCUCGCCCUGUAAAAUUGCGCGCAGAGAGGCGUAGAAAUUGUACGACGCUAUCGGGCCUUAUCUCGCACGCGUCUGUAAUUUGCGUAGGAAAGGUCGCUUAGAUGUUUAAACAGAAAACAGAAAAAGGGAGGAGCAAAUUGGAAUAAACCGAGGUUAACAUUAACGACGCCGAGGAGUAUCUUCGUGUUCCUUCUGUUUCCAUCUAGCGCGAGCGAUCGAAUAUUUCCUCCGUCGCGCCAUUUUGUUUUCCUUUUUCUUUUACGUAUACUCUCUGCGAUGGGAACAAAAGAAAAAAAUAGAUUCUGGCCGAUCGAAAUUUAAUCGUCUCGGGCGAUCGACGGAUAUUAGCUGUUCGCAGAGAAAGCGAGUCGAUUUUUUUUUAAGUACACAAAGCGAGGAGGGAAAAAAAUAACAAAUCUAUGGCGGCGAUUUUACGGGGAAGAAAAAAGAAGAAAUAAUACAAAGUAAACCUCGGUAUUCGCAUUGGCAACUUCGAGUACACCCGGGACGUAUAUAUAUAUAUAAACAUAUUUAUAUAUAAACGCGUGGCGAUCGACGGAAAAGAAAAGAAAAAAAAAAUAGAAAAAAAAAUAAAGAAAUUCUCCGCAGGAUCUUCCUCCUCCCCAAAACCGAAUACUAUACAAAGACCUAAGAAGGACGAGUUUGUAGAAGCGUGUCUUCACCGUAAAAAUUUUAUUUCGCCGGUACAGUGUACUCGUUAAAAUUAUCCUUACUCUUAGUUAAGUUACCUAGAGAACGAAAAAGAAGGAAGAAAAAAAGAAAUAAAGAAAAAGGAAAAGGAAAAAUACGAAUUGAAAAGGAAGAAACGUAGAAUCAAUCACCGACAGAGCGGAUCGAUCGGCGAAUACUUUCGACGAGUCGAAUCGCGACGCGUUUUUUUUCUCGUGAGACGAUUUUUUAUAUAUAUAAAGGGGGGAGAAAAAAGUGUAAGCGGAGAACGGAAUAAAAUGAUAUACAAACGGACAAACGGAAACGAUGCUUUCUUUCCAUGUACGCACGCGUAACGAUUAAGAGAUAUUUGUACUAAAAGAUCGCUUACAACAAUUGCGUCGGAAAUACGGCGCAAUUUUCUCUCUUUCUCUCUCUCACGUUCACUCUCACUCUCUCUCACUCUCUCUCUCGCUUUCAUCAUCCCGAAAAUAACUAUAUCCUCUUUUGUAAAGACAUAAUUCAUUACCGUCGAUGGCGCGACUUGGAGUUGCCGAACGUAAUAUUCAAAGUACGGAUUGUUACAAUGUGUGUUCGUGUGCACGCGUAUAUAUGUAUAUACGCGUGGUAUACGUACAUAUUACACGUAAAAAAAAAAAACAAAAAAAAACGAUUAUCUCUAUUUAACACCUCGCCUUCGUGCCUCUGCGAAUCCCUUUAUUUCUCGCCCCCUCUCUUUCCUCCCUUAACCCUUCUCGCUAAUAAUUGAUACCUCUCUCUGUCACUCUCUCUCCCCCGAGUCGACCCCACGACCGACGAAAGGCUUUGAUAAGCUUGCAGUGAUAAGCGACUCUCCUAAUCCGACAAAGUAGGGACACAGACACACCGGGUGAGCCUCGACCGACACUUCCUCGUUCCUUUUUCCACCUCCACCCUGAGAAAAAGAAAAGAAAAAGAAAAAAAAAGAAGGGAAUUCAUCGAACCGAGGAGACAUUUCCUCGACAACAGUACCGAAGAAAUAUCUCUAUUGAUUCAAGGAAUAAUUAUUAUAUCACUCGGAUGUUGAAUAUUUGAAGAAUGAAUCGAAUGAAUCCUCGCGAUCGCGAAUGGACGUUGCAUCCAAUUUAUUCAAGUUUCAGUCUAAUUCGUCGAAUCGACAUAUAAAAUAUUUUCUUGAUAUCACUUCGAGGAAACGUCUCCUUCGUUCGACGACAUUUUUUUUCUUCUUCUCAGUGCAGCGGAGUUCGGAUUUUCCGGCCCCCGGGAAACUCCUCGAGAAAGUCCCUUAAAUUAUGACCACAGGCAUACACACUGAUUCACUCGACUAAUUUCGAUUUAGCCCUAGGACGGACUAGAGGAGGAAUGUUCGGAAAAAUGGAUUUUUAAAUCCCCCCCUCGACAAGGCCCGCCUCGUUCGCAUACUUUACAGGGAUUCGGUCGGAAAUCAGCCCUGCGAAUCAUUUUCACCGCUCUUAACCGAGAGAAUUUAUUGAUUCAUUGCCAGAAGAAAAACAAAAAAAAAACCCCAUUAUUUCCGCGUCCCUAUUUUGCGUAAAAAUGGCGUCGAAGAGUCCCGUGAAAUUUUCUCCAACGAUACAGUAGUAUAAUAGUUCACCUGUAAAGUAAUAAAAUAAAAAAAAACUAACGACAUACCAGGGGCCGUAGAAAUAAAUUGCACAGGACUUUUCGACUUCAUUUCUGCCGAUGGCGACAUAUUAACCGCGAUCACGAAUUCUGACCCACCCUGUGCAUAUAUAUAUAUAUAUAUAUAUAUACACAAAAGUUAUAAACAUACAAGACACGUAAAUCGCACUGCAGCCCGGAAUGAAAAAAGCGACGAGACGAGUGAUUUCAUGUGAAUUUAUUACAAAACAGUGAAUAAAAGUCGUAUUCAAAAUCGUCCAGAAGUUAUAUAUAAUAUAUAAAAUUUCUCACGGUACUCUUUAUACAACAUACAAGGCGUGUGUGUGUGUGUGUGUUUUUGUGUGUGUUUGUGUCUGUGUCUGUCUGUCCUGAGAUCACUGAAAAGUCGGAGCCUGUUAAUAUAAUUCUGCCGAGUUGUGCGAUUCCCUAUAAAAACAAAAAAAAUCGG